AUGCAUCACCACCCAGGAUCCCUGGAGCCGGCUCCCUCCCGCCUCCCUCAUCCACCACCACCCAGGGUGAGGAACCCUGGAGCCGGCUCCCUCCCCUCUCCCUCAUCCAUCACCACCCAUGGCGAGGAUCCCUGGAGCCGGCUCCCUCCUCCCUCCCUCAUCCAUCACCACCCAGGGCGAGGAACCCUGGAGUCAGUUCCCUCCCCCCUCCCUCAUCCAUCACCAUCCAGGGAAAGGAACCCUGGAGCCGGCUCCCUCCUCCCUCAUCCACCAUCACCCAGGGCCAGGAUCCCUGGAGCCGGCUCCCUCCCCCUCCCUCAUCCAUCACCACCAAGGGCGAGGAACCCUGGAGCCGGCUCCCUCCUCCCUCCCUCAUCCAUCACCACCCAGGGCCAGGAUCCCUGGAGCCGGCUCCCUCCCCCUCCCUCAUCCAUCACCACCCAGGGCCAGGAUCCCUGGAGCCGGCUCCCUCCCCUCUCCCUCAUCCACUGCCACCCAGGGCGAGGAACCCUGGAGCCAGCUCCCUCCCCCUCCCUCAUCCAUCACCACCCAGGGCGAGGAACCCUGGAGUCGGCUCCCUCCACCCUCCCUCAUCCAUCACCACCCAUGGCGAGGAUCCCUGGAGCCGGCUCCCUCCUCCCUCCCUCAUCCAUCACCACCCAGGGCGAGGAACCCUGGAAUCAGCUCCCUCCCCCCUCCCUCAUCCAUCACCACCCAGGAACCCUGGAGCCGGCUCCCUCCUCCCUCAUCCACCACCACCCAGGGCCAGGAUCCCUGGAGCCGGCUCCCUCCCCCUCCCUCAUCCAUCACCACCCAGGGCGAGGAACCCUGGAGCCGGCUCCCUCCUCCCUCCCUCAUCCAUCACCACCCAGGGAAAGGAUCCCUGGAGUCGGCUCCCUCCCCUCUCCCUCAUCCACUGCCACCCAGGGCGAGGAACCCUGGAACCGGCUCCCUCCCCCUCCCUCAUCCAUCACCAUCCAGGGUGAGGAACCCUGGAGCCGGCUCCCUCCCCCUCCCUCAUCCAUCACCAUCCAGGGUGAGGAACCCUGGAGCCUGCUCCCUCCUCCCUCCCUCAUCCAUCACCACCCAGGGAGAGGAACCCUGGAGUCAGCUCCCUCCCCCCUCCCUCAUCCAUCACCACCCAGGAACCCUGGAGCCGGCUCCCUCCUCCCUCAUCCACCACCACCCAGGGCGAGGAUCCCUGGAGCCGGCUCCCUCCUCCCUCCCUCAUCCAUCACCACCCAGGAACCCUGGAGCCGGCUCCCUCCUCCCUCAUCCACCACCACCCAGGGCGAGGAACCCUGGAGCCGGCUCCCUCCUCCCUCCCUCAUCCAUCACCACCCAGGGAAAGGAUCCCUGGAGUCGGCUCCCUCCCCUCUCCCUCAUCCACUGCCACCCAGGGCGAGGAACCCUGGAGCUGGCUCCCUCCUCCUCCCUCAUCCAUCACCAUCCAGAGUGAGGAACCCUGGAGCCGGCUCCCUCCUCCCUCCCUCAUCCAUCACCAUCCAGGGUGAGGAACCCUGGAGCCGGCUCCCUCCCCCUCCCUCAUCCAUCACCACCAGGGCCAGGAACCCUGGAGCCGGCUCCCUCCCCUCUCCCUCAUCCACUGCCACCCAGGAUCUCUGGAGCCGGCUCCCUCCCGCCUCCCUCAUCCACCACCACCCAGGGAAAGGAUCCCUGGAGUCGGCUCCCUCCCCUCUCCCUCAUCCAUCACCACCCAUGGCGAGGAUCCCUGGAGCCGGCUCCCUCCUCCCUCCCUCAUCCAUCACCACCCAGGGCGAGGAACCCUGGAAUACUGCUAUAGCUAUCAGCUCUAAUGUCGUGGACUGUGAAGGCAGCCGGCAAUUUCUCCACAUCUCAGAAGUACAGCAGAGAGCUUUCUUGCUCUGGGACUCCUUUGUCGCCCAGUAA
This is a messenger RNA of Lepus europaeus (European hare), 1911 nucleotides long. Its product is annotated as basic proline-rich protein-like. The record is from RefSeq and is a predicted model, not a curated record. The coding region runs from base 1 to 1911 and encodes 636 amino acids. Lineage: Eukaryota; Metazoa; Chordata; Mammalia; Lagomorpha; Leporidae. The transcript is spliced from 2 exons.